ACCAAUCACAGCUUUAGUAACAAACGUCUGUCGGCUCCUUAAGGAAAAUGGCGGAAAACUAAAAAUUUUGAGCACACAGUUUUAUCAUAACUUGUUACAGAAGUGUUCAGAGGUGUCAAUAUAGUCUGUUAGAAUGUCAUCUGUAAAAGGUGUUGCAGAGGUGAGCUCUGCAAGAAGUAGAUUAGAUGCAACAUUACAGUCAAUGGUUGAUAAGAAAGAUGAGGGGCAUGUCUCGAGUGAAGAUGAAAUAUCCCAGUCAGAACUAGCCACAAGUGUUUCAUCACCAGUUGUGUCACCAAGUAAACGAUCAGCAAACAGAUCAGCUAGAAAGCGUAAAAGAAAAGAAGAUUUUGAUUUCAGUGAUGGACAGGUUCACCAUCAGUACAUAAUGAAGUUAUUUGACAGAAGUGUAGAUCUUGCCCAGUUUGAUGAAGAUUCACCAUUGUACCCCAUCUGUCGAUCAUGGUUAAAGAAUCGUCCUUACGACAGAGAUGCCAACGACAAAGACAAGUUAUCAUCUCCAGAACAUGAGGCCCAUAGUGAUGAAGAGAUAGACGGCAUUCCAAAUGUGUACUUGAUGCCAAAGCCAAUAAAAGCUGAGCCAGAUGAUACAAGAGACUACAGAAUACCAGAACCAUUACCAAACACAGAUGCACCAUUAGAUAUAAAUGCAGAUCCAGAUACUGCACCACCCCCUGAACAGCUACUAUUAGGACACAUGUCCAGAUGGAAAGAUGUCAGAAUAAGAUGGAGAGAAGCAGGAUUUCAAAAUGAGUCUAGAUUUGCAGACAGCAUGAACUUAAUCAGAGAAAUAUUUGAAAAUCAGAUGAAAGAAGGAUGAAGAAACUGAGUGGAAGAAAUUGUUCUACAUAACUUGAACAAUGAAUUCUUGGCUAUUAAUUUGUCAUAUGAAGGAAAUAGAGCCAUUUGAUAUGUAUUGUAAUCUGAGGAAAAAAUACCAAGAAACUGUUGUGAUGAAAAUGAGCAAUAAUAGAAGUGUAACUAUGUUAUACAUUUUUAUGCACAAAGGAGAAAGAUAUUGUGCCUAAUGAAAAAAAAGUUAUCACUUGUUAUGUUCAUUGAAAGAAAUUUAACAAGUACAAUGUUUGUAAAGUCUUUUAUGUUCUAUUUAUUCGCAAAGUGAAAUAUUGUUAACUGUUUGCCACUGGACAUUACUAGGAGAACAACAAACAACAAACAACUUUUGUCCUUUACUUCUAUUAUAGCAAUCUGCAAUUAGAAUCUGUUAAAUGAGGAUGAUGUGCUACAUGUAACUUAGAAUAUUAUUAAUAAAUCAUGUUUGAAAAAG
This is a messenger RNA of Mytilus trossulus (common blue mussel), 1309 nucleotides long. RefSeq names its product protein lin-37 homolog. Bases 134 to 841 code for a protein of 235 amino acids. Lineage: Eukaryota; Metazoa; Mollusca; Bivalvia; Mytilida; Mytilidae. The transcript has 8 exons. The record is from RefSeq and is a predicted model, not a curated record. Gene Ontology annotation, biological process: negative regulation of transcription by RNA polymerase II. Gene Ontology annotation, cellular component: Myb complex; transcription repressor complex.